GCCAAGCUGCGAGCCGCUUUGGAGAAUGCUUUGGCCGAGCUUGACAAGGCGCAGGGGCUAGACUACCUUUGGGGCAAGGCAGCAAAGGCAGAGGCCAAGCCCGGCCUUUCGCCAGACACAGCUAGUGACAGACAGAAACAGCAGCAAGCUGAGAACAUGCAAAACCUGCAGCAGAAAGCCAGCCAAGCAGUGGAAAAGCUCGAACUGGAGCCAGCUCUUGGAGUUCUUAAAAAGAGACGGGGAGGCAGACCGCUAGGCAGUAAGCAGAAGACGAAAGCGGUGCCGCAUCUUCGCAAGAGGCGAUGUGAUGUGACAGCCAGAGGCAAGCUUUCCAUGAUGGAAGAGUUAGACAGAGCAGCUGUAACUCACAAAAGCAAAACUGCAGCCAGGCAGCAUGUCAUGAGGCAGUAUGGUGUGAGCGCGUCUUUUUGCUUCAACCUGCAAAAAGACUAUCACAGACAGAAAGUCACUAACUUUCUCGCCAGCACGGGGCGAGGACACAGUGCCAGACAGACAGGCAGCCAUUUGGGUCUCGUGCACCUCGUCAGCAAGUCAACAGGCAGGAGACUGCCUGACCCAGGCAAAGUGCUGGGUAGGCCAGACUUUCUCCUUCCAGUCUGGUCUGAGACCCGUGCUUGGGCCUUGAAUGAGGAAGCCAGCCAGCACGUCCUGACGAACGAAGACGUGCUGAUGGACUUCCAAGAAAGGCUCGACAAAGCCAUUGCAGUCAGGCAGGCAGAAAAGGAAAAGGGUCUUCUUGACCAGACAGGUGAGAAGGAGCUGGCAGCCAUGGUGCAAAAGAAAGACACGCUAGCCAGCAAGCCAAAGCAGAGGAGCAAGUACCAGAUCCAGCUCCUCGCAAAGUGCGGUCUUCGAAACAGAUCCUGCCAACAGACAGCCAACCUGAGCAAGGAGGAUGAGAAAGCCAGGCUAGACUUGUCCUGGCGACUUUGGGACUUGCUUUUGGAACAGGCAGCCAGUCCCACGCCACAGCCGGACUUGCCUGUAGCAAGCCCAGAGCAGUGGACGACAAAGCGAGCAGAGACAGCCAUCACCAUGUCAGAUCAAGUACCUGCUUGGCUCAAGCCAACGCCAGGGAAGGCGUUGACAUCGGUGGUGCGCUUGAAGCUAGCCAGCGAGCAAAGCAAGGCAGCGCAGAACUUCUUUGCGCCAGACAGACAGCCAGUGGGUGUCGUUAUGCCCACGAUACUUGUCACAUACGGCAAACACUGCAGACUUGAAAACAUCAGCCAGGAAGGCACGUGGAUCAAGUCCGAGUGCUUCCAGGUAGGCAGCCAGACAGUCAGGAGAAGGGCAGGCCAGCGAGUGCCAGGACAGGUCAUGCGCACUUGGCGCAAACUGCGACAGACCCAGCCACACCUGUUUGAUGGCAGUGUCAGGGUGUGGUGCCAGCCAGCCGCAGUGGUAGAUAGCGUGAUUUACAGAUGGCAGCUAGAGCUCGAGUCAGAAGAGCACAGCCAGGCAGUGCAGCUCGUCGACAUGUUCGGCGGAGCAUGGACGACGGAGUCCAUGCACGCCGCUGCACUCCUGCAGCGAGCUCAGACAGGCAUUGCAGCCGGGUGCACCGGCUUGACCCAGGUGACAGACAUCGGGUUCGCCCAGCCAGCCAAGGCAGCUCUCAAAAGGUGGCAGGAAGACUUGAAGCAGCGCAUGCGAGAGAAAGCCAGACAGCAAAAGGUGCAGUGCACCUAUAAGACAGGCCCGGCAGACAUUCUGGAGGCAGCUAGACAGAUGCACGCCAGGAUGGUGCAGUUGAAUGAGACAGAGAAGACCGUCCUUCGCUGCAUGCGGCAGGGAGGCUGGUUCCACUUCCGUCCAGACAGUGAAGGCAGGCUUCAGGACUGUGGCAGCCAGGAAUGGUGUCUGGACUUCCCUGAAGGCAAUGCCAAGCUAGGCAGCGACCACCUCAGAGACAGGUCUCGUUGGGUGGACAAGACAGGCAAGGUGCUUCCGUGGACAGAGGCAGACAGCAAGACAUUUGAUGAAUCCAAUGCAUUCGAACCCGAGUCUACGUACCUGCUUGGCCAGACAGACAAGACAGGCAAGGUGCUUCCGUGGACAGAGGCAGACAGCAAGACAUUUGAUGAAUCCAAUGCAUUCGAACCCGAGUCUACGUACCUGCUUGGCCAGACAGACAUACACUUGAGCUUCCGAGCGAAGCCCAAUCUCCUUGCUCAGUCAGAAAGAGAGCUCAGAGAGGUCAUUCUGAGACAGGUCCACCCGAACGAGAGGAGACGGCUUUUCCAGGAACAGGUGGACCAGACAACGAGCCAGACAAAGACAGACAGGCAGCAGAGAAAGGAAAAAAGGAUCAAGAACGCGAAGCAAGACAGAAAGAGGCGCAAACUUUUGAAAGAAUGGAGACAGCAGCAAGCCAGCAAGACAAAGAAGCAGGCUCUGCAGUCUGUCGUGCCCAAAGUGGGCCAGAAAAAGAAGAAGAAGGCAGACAGAAAGAAGCCCAGCCAGGUCAAGAAGCAGCAAAAGAAAGACCAGGCGAAGAAGGCUCAAAGACGGGCAGCCGAGCCAGGCAGUGAGGGACACUUGCAUGGCAAGCAAGCUCGAGUGAUCGGUGACCUGGCUCCGCUGCUGGGCAAGAUCGUGGUGUGUGGAAAGCAGACAGACAGCCAAGUCCUGAUCAAUGCUGACGGAGUUCAUGAAUGGGUCAGCCACACAGACAUUACGCUGGACGUCAGAGACAGACAGUUUCCGCUGGUUUUGGAUUUGGAGUCUUUCCCCAGUGCUGCAGCCAGCGAGGAAGCGGCAGCCAGUGCAAAAGAUUUGCGGCUUUACAAGCACGAAGACCUGCUGACAGACAGCCAGCUCGAAGCUGGCAUCAGGGAGAUGGCAUACCGACUCUCCCAUGGAGCAGAGCCAGCCAGCCUGUGUGUUUUGCGGCCAGCAGAGGCCAAGCAACUUAUCCAGACACAUACACUCAAGGCAGCAGCAAAGACAGCCAUGGACAGCCAGGCUGGUUUGGUCUUGGCAGUCGUGCAAAGCCAGCCUCCGAGACACUGGUCCUUGCUGGUGGUCGAGACAGUCAGAGACAGCCCCGAAGCGAAGGUCAGGUACUAUGACACGUUGCCCGGUGAGGCAGCCUACAAGGAAGCCAGUGCAGUUUUGAAGGUGCUGCUGCAGACAGCCAAGAAACAGGCCCAGCCUUUGCCUGCGCCAGUCAGUCUGCUCAGACAGACAGAUGGCUUCUCGUGCGGCCUCUGGGUCUUGCUGUAUAUGGAGCAGGAGUGGCGGCGGUGGAUGGGUGAGGCCCCGCAGCCACUUGUGAAAGACCUGCCAGCCAGAAGCAGCCAGCUGAACCGCUGGAUUCAGCUGCUGCUGCGAGGCAAAGAGCUAGCCAGACAGAAAGAGAGUCAGCAGCAAGACAGCCAGACAGCAGGAGACACCAUCGUUUUUGGCUGUGCCCACUGCAGUUUUGCUCUGAGUGGCUGCCUUCGCUGCAACAGAACGCAGUUUUUGAAGUAUAUGAGUAACCAGGCACACAAAAAGGCAGAGGAGGCAGCAAAGGCACCCGAGGCCCAGGCCAAGACCAAGGCCAAGGCCAAAGCAAAGGUGAAG
Messenger RNA from Symbiodinium sp. CCMP2592, 3591 nucleotides. Lineage: Eukaryota; Dinophyceae; Suessiales; Symbiodiniaceae. The record is from the annotation of a GenBank genome assembly.